Molecule: messenger RNA, 444 nt
Organism: Meloidogyne enterolobii
Lineage: Eukaryota; Metazoa; Nematoda; Chromadorea; Rhabditida; Meloidogynidae
Source: the annotation of a GenBank genome assembly
GGAUCUGGAAUUAUGCUUUUAUCGAAUCUCAUUUUCGGACUUCUCUUCUGUGUUUCCUCUGCCAAUUUUCCAAACAAGGAUGAUGCUGAUAUUGGAAUGUCUGUUGGUGAUUCUGCUGCCACAAAGUUGGUUCGUAGUGCUUUGGAAUAUCAGCUUCGUUCACCACAUUUAAUUAAACUUAAAUUGCGAAGUGCCGAAGAUGUUUGGUUUCAUGAUGUUGCUAAACUUAACUCUAAGAACAGCGUUUCAAUAGGUAGAAGAUAUAAAACAUUUUUUAAAAAUAUUUUUAGGCUCCUUAAAUGUGCGUUUUCCAAAUGAUAAAAUUAUUGAAGCGGAAGCUCGGCAUUUAAGUCUAAACUCUUCAACUCUUGUAAAUGAUGCUUCUUUACCUUUAUUUUUUCUUGAUCGCAAAAAUGUAGUGGUGGGUGUUGAGGUAUUUUUUGA